Anthostomella pinea is the source of this 2610-nucleotide messenger RNA. Lineage: Eukaryota; Fungi; Ascomycota; Sordariomycetes; Xylariales; Xylariaceae. The record is from the annotation of a GenBank genome assembly.
AUGGAACGCAAUUCCUACCCCCAUCCCAAAGGCGAGCAGGAAUGCAAGCUCUCUAAUAACAUCGCUCCUGCUCCGGAUCCUUUCCGGUCUGGCGGGAGGGAGCCUUCUUGCUUUGCCGCUCUAGCACAUGAGCCAAGGCUUCAAUGUGUGUGGAAUACAGGCAGCACAGUCCUGUAUGCUCGUGUGAAGUGCGCUGUCGGGAGGGAUGUUAACCUCAGGUGGUGUCGACUGGCUUCUUCUAUUCUGACUGUCACAGCAUGGACCAUAAUCUCAAAGCUAGCAGUUGCUAAGAGUAUUUUUCCCUUGGCAGGUUCAGCGCCAACGCUCAGCAAACAACCGCAUAUACCGACGAAAACACCGGUAUCACGUUCCGAGGGGUUUACCUUCGGUUUGGCUGUCCCCAAAGAUAUCACUACAGACUUCAUUGGCCAAAUUUCGGCAUCCGUGACAGAAGGAUGGGUCGGUGUCAGCUUGACUGGGUCCAUGGCCGGUGCUCUGUUGAUAGCAGCAUACCCCAACGACGACAGCGUAGUCAGUGGGCUGCGUGAAGCAUCGGCUUAUGCCAACCCGGCCGUCUUCGAUGGCGAUGCUACCCUGACGCCUAUUGCAGACGGAACAUACGUGAACGGCACAGCAUUCACUUACACCUUUCUGUGCUCCAACUGUAUCUUGUCGGACGGCCGCUCGUUCACCGCUUCUGAUGCCGCCCCUAUUCUCGGUUGGGCAAUGUCCAACACGCCGAUCGCUGAUCCAAGCAGCACAAGCUCUGUCUUGAAUUACCACAACAAAUUUGGCCUGUAUAGCCUGGAUUUGGAAGCCGCCAAAUCUGCCGAUUUUGCAACAUGGGCGGCGAUGGCAUCGAGUGACACCCCUUCAACUCCAUCUGUUCCCGGUAAUGGGACCACAACCAGCCCUGCCACCAACACGACAGUCCCGGUGACAGUCUUGAACACGACCUACGACUACAUCAUCGCCGGAGCUGGGGCUGCCGGUAUCAUCGUUGCGCAGAAAAUCGCCGAAAAGGGCCACUCCGUUCUCCUUCUUGAGCGUGGGGCGGCUUCCUACCACUCGACUGGAGGUGAACUCACGAUGCCGUGGAACGACACUGUCAGCCCUUUCGACGUCCCCGGCGUGUCCUUCUACCUGAGCGAGAUUGAUGGCGGUGGCACCGCUGUCAACGGUCUAAACUGGGUGAGACCGGCCCAGAGGGACUUCGACGACAAGUGGCCCGCUGGUUGGCGAUGGGCUGACGUGAUGCGAGCCGCUGACCGCGUCUACGAGAGGAACCCGGGCACCAUACUCCCCUCUGCCGACGGAAAGUACUAUGACCAGGCUGCCUACGAUGUUCUAUCACAGCACUUUACUGCCAAUGGAUGGUCGUCCGACGAUGCUAUCCAGCACCCUGACAACAAGCACCUCAUGUUUGGCCACACGACAUACAAUAUAAGCAUGAAAACGAACACCCAGGAGUCGCGCGGGCUGGAAAACUUUAAGCUUCAACUGAACACCAAGGUCAUCCGCGCCGUGCGCAGCAACUCGACCAUCACCGGCGUCGAAGUUGAAUCCGACAAUGCCCGCCAAAUCAUCAACGUCAAUCCCGGUGGACGUGUCAUUCUCGCCUCUGGCUCCAUGUCCACGCCCCGUAUCCUGUUCAACUCGGGUAUAGGGCCGGCGUCCCAGAUCCAGACCGUGCAAUCCGGCAGUACCGCCGUCACGCUGCCAGCACAGUCGGCCUGGAUCGAUCUGCCUGUGGGCAAGCGCCUCAUGGACCACCCCAUCUGGUGGACGAAGUGGAAGGUGAACGGGGGAAUGGCGAACAUGACAUCGCUGUCCUCGGAGAACCUCGUGGGCUCAUCGCCGCAGAUGACCGAGCUGUUCGCCAAGGGCAUGGGCCCGCUCGUGCAGAGCGACCAGCGCCUCGACUUCUCCACCGACGUCACCAACAAGGACGGCAGCGUGCGCUACAUCCAGGGCACCUGCCUCUCGCAGACUAACGGCACCGUCAGCAUCAUAGUGUACCUGACGCACGGCCUGACGUCGACGGGGGAGCUCGGGAUCACGGCCAACGGCGCCACGGAGUUCGUGACCAAGCCGUGGAUGAACACCGACGGGGACGUCGAGGCCGUCGAGGGGUUCAUGGAUACGCUGCUCGCCUAUAGCCGCAAGCCGGGCGGUAUUCUGACCUAUGACGGAGCCUCCAACACGACAGGCAAGGAGAUGCUCGCGGACUUGCAGAUGACCUCCAGCAACCACUACCUCGGCACCACGCGCAUGGGAACCGACGACGGGCGGGACGGCGGAGACGCUGUUGUCGAUCUGGACACCAAGGUCUACGGAACCGACAACCUCUUCGUCGUCGACGGGUCCAUUCACACCGACGUGCCGACCGGCAAUACGAAGGCCAUGAUCUACGUCGUGGCCGAGAAGGCGGCCGAGAAGAUCAUGGCGCUUGGCAACAGCAGCGUUUCGAAGCGCAGGGCCAUAAUCCCCAAGCGCCGCAGCUCUGAGUCUGCGAGCCUCUUGCAGUUGCGGAGUCUGCGCUCGGUUCCUGGUAACCUGCCGAUUCGGCCCAUGUUGGACCAUGGCAGGAUCGUGGCUGCUAGCAAUUGA